Molecule: messenger RNA, 519 nt
Organism: Anopheles funestus (African malaria mosquito)
Lineage: Eukaryota; Metazoa; Arthropoda; Insecta; Diptera; Culicidae
Exons: 2
Coding region: 1-519 (172 amino acids)
Source: RefSeq, a predicted model, not a curated record
AUGUGUCUGAAUAGCGAGGAUACAGAUGACCAGGUAGAUAUCAUAGGAAAGGGUACAUCCGGUGGAAGGGUUGUGGCGACGAGCGUUAACUCGCGCACACUUUGCCAUACUGCUGACGAUGAGCCGCUCAUCGAUCUACUGAGGAACUUCUACAAGGUAGAAUCCUGCGACGAGCCCCGCUCUUCUCCGAAGGCGGACGAAGAGGUGUGUCUGGAACAUUUCCAACGCACUCACGAGCGAACUGCGGAGGGUCGGUAUGUGGUUCGACAUCCCUUCAACGAACGUAAGGGCGAGUUAGGAGACUCGCGUGAAACGGCGCUGCGACGUUUUCUGGCUCUGGAGAGAAAACUCGACAAGCAGCCGGACCUAAAGGAGCAAUACUCGCAGUUCAUCCGAGAGUACGAGAAACUCGGACACAUGCGCGAGAUUGUGGAAGCACCGAACGAGGAUCCAGGGUCGGUGUUUUAUCUACCUCAUCACUGCGUGCUGAGGCCUUCAAGCACGACAACUAAACUCUGA